AUGGAUUAUGCUGCAUUUGGUGAUGUAUUGGUAUUUGAUAUAACUUAUCGUACAAAUGCAUAUAAGAAGCCAUUUGUAAUUCUAGUUGGCGUGAGUAACCAUUUUUUGACAACUAUAUUUGGAUGUGCUUUGUUUCCUGAUAAGACAAUGGAGACAUACACGUGGGUGUUGGAAAUUUUAAUGGAGGCCAUGGAUGGUACAAGACCUAUCUCUGUUGUAACAGAUGGUGAUAGAGCAAUGCGUCAGGCAAUCAAAAAAGUUAUUCCAAAUUGCAGACAUCGUUUAUGUUCUUGGCAUUUGGAGAAAAAUGCCUCAACAAAUGCCCACAUACUAGAAUUUACAACUGAUUUUGCACAGUUGAUGUUAAAGAAAUGUAAAAUUGAUGAGUUUGACAAUGCCUGGGCUGCUAUGGUGAAACAGUACAAGUUGAAGAACAAUAACUGGGUGUUGGAUAUUCAUCUCAAGCGUGAUAAUUGGGCUGAGGCAUAUCUCCGUGGUCACAUGUUUGCUGGAAUGAGGAGCACUCAACGUGUCGAGGGUAUGAAUGCAUAUUUCAAUAUAUUCCUAAACCAAAAGGUUAGGUUGUACGAAUUUGUAGCGCAAUAUGAUAGGGCUCUUGCUAGAAUGCGUGUUAAUGAGGCAGAAACAGAAUCUAAAAUAGAGAAUAGUUUCCCGAUUUUGACUAUGCCAUUGAGAAGUUUGGAGAAAUAUGCAGCUGAACUCUUUGCACGGAAGAUUUUCUCAUUGUUUCGACAUGAAAUCAGGAAAGAGGUUAAAUUGUUUGUGAUGGAAAGAGUUCAGCUGGAGGAUCAUCGCACCUAUCGUUUUGGUGAGUACAAGGCACCAACAUGCACGUGGACAGUUGAGUAUUUUCCAGUUGAUAUAAAAAUGAAAUGUUGUUGCUUGAAGUUUGAGUCAUUUGGCAUCCUUUGCUGCCACAUGAUUGCUGUUAUGAAAUCUAAACAAUUAAUGUGUAUUCCACCGAGUUGUGUCUUGCAAAGAUGGACAAGACGUGGUAGGUCAAAGUGUCAACAACCAAGUCUUACCCAAAUUUGUAGCACCCUAACAUAG
This is a messenger RNA of Camellia sinensis, 1071 nucleotides long. The record is from RefSeq and is a predicted model, not a curated record. NCBI's taxonomy places the organism in Eukaryota, Viridiplantae, Streptophyta, Magnoliopsida, Ericales, Theaceae.